This is a messenger RNA of Mercenaria mercenaria, 1739 nucleotides long. RefSeq lists its product as uncharacterized. Bases 162 to 1496 code for a protein of 444 amino acids. The record is from RefSeq and is a predicted model, not a curated record. The transcript is spliced from 6 exons. NCBI's taxonomy places the organism in Eukaryota, Metazoa, Mollusca, Bivalvia, Venerida, Veneridae.
UUUUACAUGAAGAAAAAAAUUACGCUCAUUUGAAUUUGUUUGUGUUAUGUUGUCUAUAGGUACUAAUUGUUUAUUGACUUCAACACUGAACCAACAUACCAUGAAGAGCAAGAAUGGUAAAAUGACAAAUUCUUUCUAUUGUUUUUCAGAUCAGUAAGAAAAUGGAAAAUAACUAUAGAAAAUUAAAGCCAGGGGUAUUAAAGCAAAAUGUUACAGAAAAGGAAAGACAGUUGAAUAGAAGACAAGCCCAGAGAAUGACGAAAUCAAGGAUGAUAAAACAGCUAAAAAAAAUUAACGAAAAAUUAUGCACACUUCAAUUAGAACCUGUGGAUGCUCUUUUCAUCAUACAUGAAAAACGUAGAAACAAAUAUAAAUAUUUCGGGAGUGGUGAAAUUGUGACAAAAUUUGAAAAAGGGGAAGUGUUAAUGACAUGUAAAACUCAGAGAUCAAAAGUGAGGCAAGUAAUUGACAAAACUGCAGUGGAAGAAUUGACACCGGGGAAGUAUAACUUUCCCUUUACUUCUGGUGCAGGGGAAACCAUUGCCAAAAAGCAGCAAGAAGAACUCAGCUCUGUCAGAAUUGACGUUGACAGAAGUGUUUUGGCCAAGAGAAUGAAAUUUGCCCAGUCAAAGAAAAGUCUUUUUGAAAAGACAGGCAGUGGUAAGGGUGCUGGGAACAAGAACAGAAAAUCAAAGGCAAGAACCAGUGAGAAGAAGAUGAAGCCUUCCAGAACUGGGAAGCAGACUCAUACAGAGAAGACCGGAACUACUUCUACUGCAACAGUGUCUGAAGCUGAGCUAGAGACUGCGACAGUGUUGGAAGCUGAGGAAGAGACUGCAACAAUGUCUGAAGCAGAGCUAGAGACUACGACAGUGUCUGAAGCUGAGCUAGACCACAUAACUCUGCCUCAUUUGACCAAAGAUCCCCUACUUGUUAACAGCCAAAGACUAGAUGCGAGUACUGGGAAGCAGACUCAUUCAGAGAACACCGGAACUACUUCUACGAGCACAGAGCUGCAUCCUGCAGCGGAAACUGUAACAGUAUCUGAAGCUGAGCUGGAGACUGCGACAGUGCCUGAAGCUGAGGUAGAUACUGCAACAGUGUCUGAAGCAGAGCUAGAGACUGCGACAGAGUCUGAAGCUAAGCUAGACCACAUACCUCCACCUCAUUCAACCAAAGAUCCCCUACCUGUAACUGAACCUGUUGACUGCGAAAGACUAGAUGCCAACAACUUGACAUGGGAAAUAGGGGACCACAUAAAAUGUUGUUUCCAGAACAAAAGAUCCAUUGAAUAUUAUGCAGCACAGGUAGAAGCUGUUGUAGAUGGCGAGCCAUUUGUCUCGUUCUUUGUGAACACAAAAGUUGAGAAUGAAAAGCUGAAGAAAGACAUAAAGGAAACAGCUUUGUUGAGGACUGAUGAAGUAGUGAAAAAACUGAAAAUGCCGAAAAUUGAGAAACGAAAAAGGAAAAUGAUUUACAUAUUUGAAGAGUACUGAUCUUUCUAUUUAAUGUUAAUUUGCUUACAAUGAUAAUUGCAAGAAAAUUAAAUGCCUAACAUUCAUCACUGUCAUUUUUAGCUCAGCUUAUUGAAAUAUAGGUUAUUGCAUUCGCCCAUCCAUUGACAUCAGUGUCUGCACCGAUUAAGUUUUCUUUGUCAGCUUCUGCAUCCAUUAAUUGAAAAAUCUGCAUUUGUGGACAGUUGCAGUCUUUGUCUCCAGUACAAUUAUUACUCGUUUUUA